Messenger RNA from Trifolium pratense (red clover), 975 nucleotides. Its product is annotated as photosynthetic NDH subunit of lumenal location 4, chloroplastic. Gene Ontology annotation, molecular function: peptidyl-prolyl cis-trans isomerase activity. Bases 7 to 651 code for a protein of 214 amino acids. Gene Ontology annotation, cellular component: chloroplast. The transcript has 6 exons. The record is from RefSeq and is a predicted model, not a curated record. NCBI's taxonomy places the organism in Eukaryota, Viridiplantae, Streptophyta, Magnoliopsida, Fabales, Fabaceae.
AGGAAAAUGGCACUCUCGUUCUCACUCUCUUCAAGCGUAACUGUUUCUAACCGUUUUCCUUCUUGUUGCAUUUCGAAACUGAAUGGUAAGAGUUGUAAUGGGUUUAAUAAAGUGGUAUGUUCGUCACGGAAGGAUAAGAAUCCGUUAAUUGGAAUUGGUUUGGGGUUUGUAACGGCUAUGGUUACGGGAUUAACGGCGUUAAAUGCUGAUGCAACGAGAAUUGAAUACUAUGCUACUGUAGCAGAGCCAAAGUGUGAGCUUAAUUAUGCUAAGUCUGGGCUUGGUUAUUGUGAUGCUGUUGAGGGUUUUGGUGAUGAAGCUCCUCUUGGAGAGCUUAUUAUUAUUCAUUAUACUGCGAGAUUCGACGACGGGAUUGUAUUUGAUAGUAGUUAUAAACGUGGAAGACCGCUCACUAUGCGUAUUGGGGUUGGUAAGGUAAUUAAGGGAUUGGAUCAGGGGAUUUUGGGGGGUGAAGGAGUACCUCCGAUGCGGAUAGGUGGGAAACGUCAGCUAUUGAUUCCUCCAUUGUUAGCAUAUGGCCCUGAACCUGCAGGAUGCUUCUCAGGUGACUGCAAUAUACCGGGCAAUGCCACUCUUCUGUAUGAUAUUAAAUUUGUUGGUCUUUAUACGGAUGAACAACACAUGGAUUGAUUUAGAGCAAUGAAAUGGGCUUUUUUGCUUGGGAAUGUGGAUCAACUUGUUAGACAAAGUCUCCUUCCUGGUUCCAGCUUUAUCAAGUUACUGUUCCUGGUUAGUGCAGUUGGACAUGAUUGACCUGAGUCCUCCUUUUAAGAGUAACAAGGAACCAUUCCUGGUGUGGUGAUAUAGAUUAGACAAGUCUGGUAUAUCUAUGCACAUAAGAUGAUGCAACUUUUGUAUAUUUAAUGUAAAUGUAAUUUUCAAUGAUGCUGGGUGCAAUGAAAUGCCAAUGUAAUUCUUUAUAUGAUAAAUGGCAUGAUCCCUAUUACUUGUAUA